Messenger RNA from Anopheles cruzii, 679 nucleotides. RefSeq names its product ATPase inhibitor A, mitochondrial. The record is from RefSeq and is a predicted model, not a curated record. The coding region runs from base 110 to 394 and encodes 94 amino acids. Lineage: Eukaryota; Metazoa; Arthropoda; Insecta; Diptera; Culicidae. Gene Ontology annotation, cellular component: mitochondrion. The transcript is spliced from 2 exons. Gene Ontology annotation, biological process: negative regulation of ATP-dependent activity. Gene Ontology annotation, molecular function: ATPase inhibitor activity.
ACGUCGCACUGCUUUUUGUCGGCCGAUCGCAGUGAACAUAGCGUUGGCGAACGAACAGGACCGGUGAUUUUAUUGUCUUUAACCUAGCGCACCUCGUUACAGCAUUUCCAUGUUAGUCACUUGCCACCGACUCAUCACCCGACUGUAUCCAUCGUCCUUGAGGUUAGCGAAAAUGAGUCAAGUCGGUGAACUGGGAAGCGGUGCCGGAAAGGGAGGUGGCGGCGGUGGCUCCAUCCGGGAAGCGGGCGGAUCGUUCGGCAAGAUGGAAGCGGCACACGAGGAGGAAUACUUUUACAAACAGCAGCGGGAGCAGCUUCAACAGCUCAAAACGAAAGGCGACACCUCAGCGGCCAGCUCCUCCGCCGGUGGCGGUGGUGAUGCGGUGAAGCAGUAAAACCCGCCUUCGGUUGCCAUAGGAACGAGAGAGAGAGAGUGGACGGACCUUUGACUUACCUUUGUUGACCUUACCGAAACUGGCGAUUCCCGUCCUGUGCAGCAUGUGUCCGUAAACCGAUAGCUCAUCGAUCGACGCGUUGAGGCUUGGCGCACCGAGCGAAGGACGUCCCGGAUGGAAUGGAAAGUCAUCGAACACGUUCCGCCAGUCGCCGUACGCGGCAAAGUUAUCCUCGUGGUUUAGUGCGUACCGAUCGAACACGAGAUCCUUCUUAAUACUACUGUA